Vanessa atalanta (red admiral) is the source of this 1842-nucleotide messenger RNA. RefSeq names its product actin cytoskeleton-regulatory complex protein pan1-like. Lineage: Eukaryota; Metazoa; Arthropoda; Insecta; Lepidoptera; Nymphalidae. The transcript is spliced from 3 exons. Bases 1 to 1842 code for a protein of 613 amino acids. The record is from RefSeq and is a predicted model, not a curated record.
AUGGAUACGGAUAUGGAGACAGCGUCGGAUGCCUCGGUCCGGUUCGUCGAAUCCGACUCAGGCUCCGACACGGCGGGACCUGCUGCCGACCGCCGCGGCAAUUCUAAGAAAAGUGGGCUCAGUCGAGCAAGGAUAGAGCUCAAAGCCAAUGAAGAUGAGGAGAGAGAACUCGCUUUCGAGCGGACCCUCAGAAGCAGGGCGUUUAAAAAAACGCCUGUGGUUGUCCCCGAGCCUGAAGAAGCUGCUUCGUUAGCCAAGGUGGAUCCGGCCCUCCAGAGCAACGAGGAGCUCCGCGCAGAGGCUGGCCGUAGUGCACGCGAGAUAAGAGAGGUCGCGCUGAAGUCCUCCAACCUCAAAGGAGGCUUCAUCAAGAGGCUGAAGGACGCAGCGGCCUCUCUGGAAGGCGUCGUCGAAGCUCUGGCGUCCCGGACGGAGGCCGACGAAGCCCGUAACCUCCGUGCGGAUAACAGUCGCCUGCGCAGGGAGAUUGACUCCCUCAAGGCGGAGCUAAAGGCCCACCGCCGUGAGUACGCGGAGAUGCGUACCACGGUGGCAGCGGCGACCGAGGCGGCCAACACCCCGCGAGGCGCUCCUUCGAUGGAGGAGCUCAAGGACUUCAUCGUCACGUCGAUCGGCGCGGCGAUGAAGGACCAAUUGGCGGGCCUGGAGGAGCGCCUCCCUGCGAGGAUGCAGCGACCUCCAUCCGCGGCAGAUAAAACGCAGAUGUCGCAGGGACCACCGCCGUCUAUCUCGACGGCCCACCAGGACGGAGGUGUUGGAGCCCCAGCCAAGCCUAGGAAGGCGGCUCCUCUGGCCGCUCAGACCACGCCCACCGCUUGCCCACCGACCGCACCGGCACCGGCGACGUCCCAAACACCACCGAACCAGGAGACGUCCUGGUCAACGGUGGUGAAGAAGGGCAGGAAGGGGAGCAAGACCACCCCUUCCGACGCUAAAACGCUGCCGAAAACGCCCCAGCCAGCCAAAUCGAAGCUGGUUACCCCUCGCUCGGCUGCAAUCGUUCUCACGUUGCAGCCGGAAGCAGUAGGGAAGGGUGUCACCUACGCGCAGGCGCACCACACCCUGAGACAACGAAGUGCUCAACGAACGGAAACUGGCGAUAUGGCGGUGGAGGUGGGCGCCCCGAUGGCGCGCGCUGAAACUGAUGACCUUGGCUUGAACGAAGGACUAGCUGCCCGGCCUGUGCGACUCUCCGAGUCGGACUUGUCGGUCUGCAGCAUGUUGACGGUGGAGUCGGGAGACAUACCACCUAAGAGGCAGAAGGGUGAAAAGCGGAACCACACUGAGAAAAGCUGCUCUGGCUCCGAGAGCGACGCGAGCGUGCAGCUGAGUGACAACUCGGAAUCCUCAGCGAGCAGGGAAGUCGCAGGCGGAGUUCUGCGAGUGAAGUCGAAGGCGAAAACGGAUCGCUUCCAAACAGAGGACGCGUUGGCCGCUUACAACGAAGCGGCCAAGUUGGCGUUGAAAGAGAGAGCGGCCUGCUCUAGGAACCGACAGAUAGAAGCACAGACCGAAGAUGCACCGAAGACGUCCGCCGCUUUGGACGCGACCGUCCAGCAGGCGCUAGACGUGGUGCUCCAGGUUGCCGACAAAUCGGGCAACCUGAAGGGUACUUUCGUCAAGGCUCUGAAGACUGCCGCUGACACCAUCAAGGGUGCGGUGGCGAAACUCAGAGCUCUGACCAUGUCAGAGGAGGUGGACCGCCUGGAAGCUGCUAACGCACAGUUGCCACGGGCCAGUUGGCCGAACUACGGAGAGAGGUGGCUGAGAUGCGUAAGAAGCCACAAGACACCAACGGAGAAAACCUUAAGCGCAUCAUAG